This is a messenger RNA of Epinephelus fuscoguttatus (brown-marbled grouper), 4392 nucleotides long. RefSeq names its product kinesin light chain 1b (gene klc1b). The transcript has 14 exons. Gene Ontology annotation, cellular component: cytoplasm; kinesin complex; membrane-bounded organelle. Gene Ontology annotation, biological process: microtubule-based movement. Gene Ontology annotation, molecular function: kinesin binding. The coding region runs from base 276 to 1892 and encodes 538 amino acids. The record is from RefSeq and is a predicted model, not a curated record. Lineage: Eukaryota; Metazoa; Chordata; Actinopteri; Perciformes; Serranidae.
GCAGCGAGCAGCUCUCGUUCUCCUCUCCCCACCAUCGGCACUUGCCACUCUCAUUCCUUUCUCAUUUCCAUUCGCGUCCGCUUCACUCCGAAGGUUUUCUUUUUUCAUUCUAAGGAGGAUCACUUUGGAUUAGCACAGCAAUUUUAUGAUGCACUUUGCCAGGGUGUAGCGCUAUUGCCGGAGGAGGAGUCAUUAUUUCAUCAGCUUUUCACCGUGCCAAAGUAUGAGGCUCUGAUCUGCCACUGAAACCGAGGUUUCCCUGAGCUACAUACAAGAUGUCCACCAUGGUGUAUCCGCGGGAAGAGAAGCUCGAGAAGCUCUCUCAAGAGGAGAUCAUCUCUAACACAAAGCUGGUGAUCCAGGGUCUGGAGGCCCUGAAGAAUGAGCAUAACUCCAUCCUCCACAGCCUCCUGGAGACCAUCAAGUGCCUAAAGAAGGAUGAGGAGGCAAACCUGGUGCACGAGAAGUCCAAUCUGCUCCGCAAGUCCGUGGAGAUGAUUGAACUGGGCCUGGGAGAAGCACAGGUCAUGAUGGCCCUGUCCAACCACCUGAACGCGGUGGAGUCAGAGAAGCAGAAGCUGCGUGCCCAGGUGAGGAGGCUCUGCCAGGAAAACCAGUGGCUGCGGGACGAGCUGGCCAACACCCAGCAGAAGCUGCAGAAGAGUGAGCAGAGCGUGGCCCAGCUGGAGGAGGAGAAGAAGCACCUGGAGUUCAUGAAUCAGCUCAAGAAAUAUGAUGAAGACGUCUCACCCACUCAGGAGGAGAAGGACCGAGAAACACCGAAGGACUCCCUGGACGACCUUUUCCCCAAUGAUGAGGAAGAGCAUGGCCAAGGAAUGCAGCACCAACACAACAGUGCAGCAGUGGCUGCGGCCCAGCAGGGAGGCUACGAGAUCCCAGCCCGCCUGAGGACCCUGCACAACCUGGUGAUCCAGUAUGCCUCCCAGGGCAGGUACGAGGUGGCUGUCCCCCUCUGCAAGCAGGCUUUGGAGGAUUUGGAGAAGACUUCUGGACACGACCACCCCGACGUGGCCACCAUGCUCAACAUCCUGGCUUUGGUCUAUAGGGAUCAGAACAAAUACAAAGAGGCCGCCCAUCUGCUCAAUGAUGCUCUGUCCAUCCGUGAGAAAACCCUGGGCAAAGACCAUCCCGCUGUUGCUGCAACGCUGAACAAUCUGGCUGUGCUGUAUGGAAAGAGGGGAAAGUACAAGGAGGCCGAGCCUCUGUGUAAGAGAGCUCUGGAGAUCAGAGAAAAGGUCCUGGGGAAGGACCACCCAGACGUGGCCAAACAGCUGAACAACCUGGCUCUGCUUUGCCAGAACCAGGGCAAGUAUGAGGAGGUGGAGUACUACUACUGCCGCGCCCUGGAGAUCUACGAGAGCAGGCUCGGCCCAGAUGAUCCCAAUGUGGCCAAAACCAAGAACAACCUGGCGUCCUGCUUUCUUAAACAGGGGAAAUACAAGGAGGCUGAGAUUCUGUACAAAGAGAUUCUGACUCGUGCUCAUGAGAAAGAGUUUGGAUCUGUUGAUGCUGAAAACAAGCCCAUCUGGAUGCAUGCAGAGGAAAGAGAGGAGAUGAGCAAGGGCAAGCACAGAGACAACACUCCAUAUGGGGAGUAUGGAGGCUGGUACAAGGCCUGCAAAGUCAACAGCCCUACAGUGAACACCACCCUGAGGAACCUGGGGGCCCUGUACCGCCGGCAGGGCAAGCUAGAGGCUGCUGAGACCCUGGAAGAGUGCGCCGUGAGGUCUCGCAAGCAGGGCAUUGACCCCAUCCACCAGACACGUGUGGUGGAGAUCCUGAAGGAUACAGACGGUGACAGGCGGAGGAGCAGGGACAGCCUGAGCAGCGUUAAGUAUGAGAGCGGCUCUGAGACCGGCGAGGAAGCCUAAGCCAUCAAGAUUAUUCCUCCAUCCUUCUCUUCUUCCCCAACACAAUAGCAAAAGGAUGUGUGUUGUCGUUCCCUCUGGCCUUCUCUGUCCCAACAAACCAAGAGCUCCUCUACCAUUCCUGGUGCCCUCCCUGCGGCAGAGACUCAGAAAGCCCCCCCUUCCUCCCAGUUGUCACCUCUGUCAACCCUGUUCAACUGACAACUGCUGGGACGUUUGGUCUUCUCCUCUCUGCUCUCUUCUUUCCUCUCUUUCUUUCACUCUCUCUAUCCUUUCCUCUCACUAACCCCAUGUCGUCCACCAUGUCAGAAAUCGUUACUUCGACUCUUUCUCUCACUUAACAAUUUAAAAAAAAGUCACUGUGUGUGAAAUCUUUUCCCUGUGAGGAAGCCACUCGCACAUUUUUCCUCUCUGCAACACCCAUUUGUAAUUUUUCAUAGGUGCAUAGAUCUUUUUGGCAAGAUAGAGGAGCAGGAAAGUAUGGAAGACCAUUUCCACUGAUGUGAUGAAGAGAAAGAUACUCUAAUGAGAUUGUUUCUGAAAAUAAUGAAUUAGUGUUGCAAAAAUAAUUAGAAAAGUCCUUUAAAAUAAUGAGAUAGUGUCUCAGAAUAAUGACCUAUCUCAAAAUGAGACACUUGAUCAAAAUGACUUGUCCUUUUCUGGAAAUAAUGACUAAAUAUCUCAAAAUAAUAAGAAACUCUCUCAGAAUAAUGACAUAGUAUCUUUAAAAAAUGAGAGACUUCUGUCAAAAUGAUGAACAGUAACUCAAAAUAAUGACUUAGUAUCUCAUUACUCAUUCUUUUGAGAAUUUUUUUCAGUAUGUUGUGAUAAGUCAUUAUUUUAAGAAAGUUUCUCAUGAUAAUACCUUACAGGAUGUUUUUUUUUUUUUGUCACGUUGGUGGUAAUGGGCCUUGAUUGAAAAGUAAUUUAUGAGGUAAAAGAUGAACGAUUUUGAGGAUUAGCCUUCGACAGCAGCCUCGGCACCAGACAUCACUCCAACCCACAGUCAGAUAAAACGUUACAAUCACUAUAGAGUUAAUAUAUAUCAAGAUGAGUCAUUUUCACAGUUGCUCUGCAAUGGUCGCACUCUGAAUUUGUUUGCACUCGCAGCGCGUUUCUACAAGUGAAAGUCAAAGCUAGCUUCCAACCUGGUGCCUGUAUUUAGCCAUUAUAGUAUUUUUAUUUUAAAUUAAGUUUUGAUUUCCGUUUUAAACUACCUUAACAACAACAAGAUCGAAUGCCUAAACAGUUUGGAAAUUAAUGGUACUGUAUAAUUUCACGUGAUAAUCAAGAUAUGUAAUUUCUUUUUGACUUCUGCUGCCUAGUUGCGGAAAAUGAGAAGGGAGUAUCGGCCUUUUUGUUUUUAUAGAUAUGUUUUAUUUCAUUUUUGUAUCAUUUUGUUUACAUUUUUUUUAAAAACGUUGAUUAUUUUGUGGCUGAAUAUUUAGGCAGUGAGUUUGUCAACAGCGCCACAGAGUUGCCUGUUGUGAAAGACCAGAAGGGCCAACAUCAGUUGACAGCAAAUUGGUCAGAUCACAGCGAGCUGUUGUUGCCAUGGUAAUUUACUUUCAAGUUGCUCUUACUGGCUUCAGUGUCCUUGGAUUGAUAGAUGAUUCACACAGGCUCUAUACGCUGGUACAAUAUGUACACAGCAGCUUGCAUUUACAAAGGGAAUUAGCAACAUUGGCUGAUGCUGUGUGUGACGGCAGAGACCAACCGGAGCAUCGAGCACAGAUGCUGGCCACCUGAGAGAUUGCUUAAAAAAAUGGUAGAUUCAAAAUAACGGACAUAAAUGCCCAGAAUUGCCUUUAUCUGUUGGUGCAGGAGUAGAGCUAGUGUUAUUAUUGAACAGAAGUCUGGAUUCACAGUAGUUUAGUGUGUAUUUGUGUAUGUUUUGGUGGUACAGUCACAGUGCCCACUCUGGAUAUGGAUACUGUAUUUUGAACACAAAGCUUAAUGGAGUGUGUUGCCUUUUUUCUUAACACAGUUGUUUGCAAGUAAACAUUGUCACUCUGGUGAAUCCAUGUUUUUAGACACCGAAAGUACAGUGCGAGUGUUUCUCAAGAUUGACAUGUUAUUUCAGAUGUGUAAACUAACUGAAUGUAAAAUGACUUAACAUCUUUAAAGUGUAAUUGUAGGCUGUAUUUAUAGAUUUGACAAGUGCAUUCACUAUACGGCUUUUCAGUAUGCUACUUGCCUUGAUUCUUCAUUCCUUCCAACGAGUACACCUAUACUUCUAAUGCAACUCUGAAGAAAAGAAUCGACUAUGUACAUCACAUAAUUAUGACAAUAUUGUUGUGUUAGUGGAAUGCUUAUUUAUUGAACUGUCUAUUCUUGACAUAUAUAGUGUGACUUCAGUUUCCUAAAGUGGAAGAACAUAAAUGGUAAGGACUAUAAGCACUAUCUUAGUAAGUAGGACUGCAUUAUAUUUACCAUUCUGCAUUGUGAAGAUUAUUGCAUCAACACUUGUUGGUAUUCUCAAAUAAAGUUUUUCAUUUGUGAA